Molecule: messenger RNA, 6517 nt
Organism: Condylura cristata (star-nosed mole)
Lineage: Eukaryota; Metazoa; Chordata; Mammalia; Eulipotyphla; Talpidae
Gene: TMEM245
Product: transmembrane protein 245
Exons: 18
Source: RefSeq, a predicted model, not a curated record
GUGCUGUUCGUGUGUCUAUGCUGCGGCGCCGCGGUGCUCGUCUACUUCAUCCUGGAGGCCUUCCUGCGGCCACUGCUGUGGGCCGUGCUGUGCGGCACCUUCCUGCACCCCUUCAAGAGCUCGCUGACGCGCCUGGGCCGCCACUGGCUGCGGCGCCUACACCGCGCGCACACGCCCAUCGUGCUGGCGGCUCUGCUCUUGCCGCUCUGCUUUGCCGACUACGGCGUGGAGGCCCUGGGCGAGCAGGCGCUGCGCCGCCGCCGCCUGCUGCUGCUGCUCGGCGCCGGCGUCCCGCUCCUCUACGGCCUCUACAGCAUCGGCAGCUACCUGGGCAUCCAGGUGCUGCUGGCGUACUGCGGCGCUCUCAUCUGCCGCGCGCUGGACUACUUCAGCAGCCUGUGGAUUUGGACUUUGGUAGUUGGCUACGUGUUGACUGUUUCUUUCAAGUGGAAUGCAAGCACUGAACACUAUUUGAGAGCAGCUUCAAUUCCUGUCUGGAUUAUAUUGCUUUUUCAUUUAGCAUCCCUGGCUGGCUCAUGGAGAAUUCCAGUAUUCCUGGUUAUUGUUUUCCUGAUAUCUGUGGGCACCCUCUAUGAAAAACAGAAUGGAAAAGAGCCUUCUGGGGCAGAGUUACCUGGCCAGGUUAUCUCCAUGGCAGCUUCUACCCUGGCAAACUUGGCCAUCUCUAUCACUGGGUAUGAAUCAAGCAGUGAAGACCAGCCCUCGACUCAGCCUGGAGAAAACACGAACAGGGAAGAACCCCCUCCUACCUCAUCCUCUUCUCCUUCACCCUCAUCCCCUUCACCCACUCUCAGCAGACGAAGGCCUGAAAUGGGGACGUUUCUUAGAAAGAAGAAAACGAGCGAUGUCUACUUUGUGUGUCUGGUUUGGGCCAUCAUCGGCGUCCAGGUCUGGUUGAACCUGUGGAUCGUGCAGUUGCUGCCCGUGCCUAUUGCAGUCUGGAUACUCAAAAAGCUUGUCAUUCAUUUUGGAGUCGUGAACUUCCUAGAGAAGCGCUGCCGCCUGUGGUGGCAGGUCAUAGACCACUUCCUGAAGGAGCGGCAGGAAGCCCUGGCCCCCUGGCCAAUCAUUGGCAUCGGGAAAUUCUUAUUAAAAGUUGAUAGCAAGCUCUGGCACUGGCUAAAUAAGAAGAUGAUCAUCUGGUUGGAGAAGAUGUUAGACAAAAUAAUUAGCAUUUUCAUCAUAUUUUUGUUAGUGAUAGGAACACUUCUUUUAGCCCUACUCCUAACUGCAAAGGUACAUCAAGAAAGUGUACACAUGAUUGAAGUCACAAGCAGUUUGAUUAAUGAAACUCUAGCAAAUCACCCUGAGUGGGCAAACUGGCUUCCUGAGGCUCAGGUAGUCCAAAGAGCCCUCAAUUCUGCAGCUAACAAUGUGUACCAAUAUGGACGAGAAUGGAUAACUCACAAGCUUCAUAAAAUUCUUGGUGAUAAGAUGAACAAUACUGCUGUGAUUGAAAAGCAAGUACUAGAACUUUGGGACAGACUGUAUCAUUCUUGGUUUGUAAAGAAUGUCACGCACUUGGGGAGACACAAAGGACACAAGAUGCACAUAAGUCGCCAGAACAGCUGGCUGGGAGACAUCCUGGACUGGCAGGACAUUGCUUCCUUCGUUCACGAGAACAUCGAAACGUUUCUUUCGAUCUUAGAGUCUCUGUGGAUUGUUAUGAGCCGCAACGUGAGCCUGCUCUUUACCACUGUCACGACGCUCCUAACCAUUGUCUUCUACAGUGGGACCGCCCUUCUCAAUUUUGUGUUGUCUCUGAUAAUUUUCCUGACCACACUAUUUUAUCUAUUAAGUUCCAGUGAUGAAUACUAUAAGCCAGUGAAGUGGGUGAUAAGUCUGACACCACUCUCUCAGCCUGGUCCUUCCUCUAAUAUUAUUGGCCAGUCUGUGGAAGAAGCUAUCAGAGGGGUGUUUGAUGCUUCCCUCAAAAUGGCUGGCUUCUAUGGAUUGUAUACCUGGCUGACUCAUACUAUAUUUGGCAUCAAUAUUGUCUUCAUACCAUCAGCUUUAGCAGCAAUCCUUGGAGCAGUGCCAUUUCUGGGGACAUACUGGGCAGCCGUACCUGCAGUGCUAGACCUGUGGCUUACACAGGGUUUAGGGUGCAAAGCCAUCUUACUCUUGAUUUUCCAUCUCUUACCAACAUACUUUGUAGAUACUGCCAUCUAUUCUGAUAUAUCAGGAGGUGGCCAUCCUUACCUGACCGGCUUGGCAGUGGCUGGUGGGGCAUAUUACCUCGGCCUGGAGGGAGCAAUCAUUGGGCCCAUACUUCUCUGCAUACUUGUAGUUGCUUCCAAUAUCUAUCGUGCCAUGCUUGUGAGUCCCACAAACUCAAUGCCCACGCCCAGCCAGACACCAUGGCCUGCUCAUACUCAGCGGACUUUCCGGGACAUUUCUGAAGAUCUGAAAUCUUCAAUAGACUGAACUUGUUCUCACCAAAAUGAUUUCUCUUAGGAAGUUCAGCCUUGACAGUGAGUCCAGCUCAGCUAUGGCCUUUUGUCCUAUCAGCUGUGCCUGGCAAGCAGAGCCCAGGGAAGAAGUAGAAGCAGCCUGGCCUCCCAUACCUGAAUGCCUGGACAAGAAAGGACUCGCUGUGGGCUGCUUUGCAUUUUAAAGCACUACUAAGCUCACAUUUGUGGUUUGCUCACUUAACUGUUGCUAAGGUGGUGUGAAAAGUUUUGGUUUAUACACUGGUACCAUGGCUUGACAUUUUACUUUGGUUACCUAUAUUACUGUAAUAUAUAUUUAUAGUUAUUUUUAAGAGCCCUGUACAGUCUGCCGUUAAAAGUAUACACCAUGUAAUUUUCUUUGCUUUAAGAAGUCUGUCUUAAACUUUUAUGACAGUCACUUCUUAAUGAAGAGGGCUUCCACUUUUGAGUGUCUAGUUGUUUGAGCUGGAAAAAGUGAUUCUUCUGUCCUCCUCCUACAAGCUAUGGUCUUCUCUGUAAGAUAGAAUGACUUUAAGUGUAAGAGUGGAUGGAUUAUAUGAAACUAGGUUGGCCUCAGUGGUGGCUGCAGGAAACACAAAGUCUGACACUCUUCCUCUCCUUGCUCCACUCCCUGUCCCCCAUUACACUAUUGCCAAAUUUUGAAUACUUGACACACCACACUGAAGUAAAAUAAUUAUGAAGCUGCUAUUUAUGGUAACAAUAUAAUGGGACUCAUGUUGUGAUUAACUUUUUCUUUCCAAAUAUUUUAAGUAAGAAAUCUCAGGUGUAGUCGUACUCUAAUUUUUUUCUUGUGUAUUCUUAUUUCAUUAUUUGGAAUUCUGCCAGGUAGUACUUAUUAGCAGUAGGUUUUUAUAUUUAAGUGGUAUUUUUCCAUUCCUUAGCACAGUGCCUUGCACAGAUGACUCUAGAUGAAUGCUUAGUGAAUUAAAUUGUGACUUUUCAAAUAUCCCAGCUUUCAGAACAACCAGUGUACUGCUUUACAUUUGACAUCUGUUUGCACUGUUGUUUCACAACCGCUUUACCCCAGCUCACAUAGAGCUUUAUAUUAUUUUACUACAGUUUCACUCAGAUGGGGACACUUAAAUUCAGAAAUGGCCUACUCAGUGUCAUCAAGUUUAAUAAUAUUGGUGUCAAAUCUUUGUGACUCCAUAGUUUGCAGAUUCUGUAUAGUAGUGUUCCUUCUAAUAUCUUAUGCAGUGUCCCCAGGGUUGAGAUAGGAUAGGUGUUGCUGUCCACUUGUUAAUGAAUUAUGAUUGGUUCUACACUUAAUGACAGGGUUUGGACUAGAAUCCCACUUUGUGCUCUUUCCUCCAUAUUUAACAAUCAUCAGACUCUUUGCUCCAAGGGAAUAUGAAGGGGCAAGGGUUUUAAGUAUCAAAGACAACCCUUUUGGAAAACCUUUAAAAGCAGAAAUCAUUUUUUUCUAAAAGGUCUUCUCACUGAGAAUCACAAUUAGUGAUAAUUAACUUAAAUUGAUGCUGAUAAUACCUAAGAAAACCACCUAGAAAAGUGGUUAUUGUGAGGUCUCUGUUUCUGUAGUAGACUACUUGUAGAGCUCUUGUUUUUACCACAAAUCCUUCAACAGUUAACUGAUACACAACCCCAGAUAAUAUUUGGUCUAGAAGUAACUCAUCACUUCUUUAGUUAUUCAGUUAUUCCUUCAGUGAAACAUUUACUGACAGUUUCCCAGACUGUUCAGUGUUGUAGGCUAUAAUUCAGAAGGAGGCUUUCUUUCACCUUAAAUCUUAGCCAGAUCAUGUAUAUUGUUAAAAUGAAAAAUAUUAUAUUAAAAAAGCAAUCAGGUUUGUUUUUGUUAAUUAUAUAUUGGCAGGUUUAUAGCUGUAAUUAGCACAUAUUUAUAACAGGCAAAUAAAAACACAGUGGGUCUGUGUACCUAUACAAAUUAUGUUCCUCUCAAAUGCUUUUAUCUGUAUGAAGUGACAUUGUAAAAAACUAGGUUUGAGCUAUUGUAUGACUAUUGUUGGUCAUAAUUAUUAAUAUGAAUACCAGGAGAACUCCGAGUCCCCCCAAAAUAGUUUAGAGCUGCCAAAAUUAGCAGUAGGGUAACAUCACUCUGACGUCUCGGGGUCAGAGGUGCCCCCAGAGUACUCCACUGCCCUGAUGAGGAAACCUGAACGGGCCCAAUACUCCUGAAACUGUGUAAAGACGCAGGACAGAAAGAAACAUGCCCCCACCAGGUCUUCCUAGUACCUUGAGGUCCCACUUUUGUUGUGUUUAGCAUUUCGGGGAAGAAAUAUUCAUAAAUUCAAGCCAUGAGGGUUUUGAUUAAAGCAAGUAAAUGUUAAGGAAGUUAUCCAGAGAGUUCAGUUUCAUUAUAGGAAAAAACUUCCUAGAACUUUCAAGGAGGCUGAACUACAACCUCCUUCAAAGGUCUUACAAGACCUUUAUGUGAGUGUUACAGUGGAAAUAGCCUCUGGCAGCACACUUCCAAGUGCUGAUUGUAGCUAAGAAAGAGUUCUUUUUUGUUUUUAUUUAUUUUCAUGUUUUGCCAUAGAAUAUGUUUACUAACUUACUGAAGACCUGGGAAAAAAAAUACUUAGUGGCUAUUGCAAGCCACCAAGUAGAUAUUUUUUGGUUGCUUAAAAAUAAUCAAGAGAAUUAUAUAUCAAGAUGUUCUGUCUGUCUGCCUGAGUCAUAGAUGUUUGUGCUAGAGAGGUCUUUGUGUAGUUAGUUUGAUCCUGUCAUUUUCUGGGGAAGGAAACAAAUCCAUAGGUUAAAAUAACUUUGCUAGCACAUACAGAGCCAGCUAGUGACAGAAUUUAGAGUAGAAUAUAGUUCUUUUUUUCCUCUCAGUCUUUUUUCUACUUCUUUUCCCUUUCCCAUGGUUGCAUAACUUUGGGGAAAUGUAUUCCUUAUAGUAACAGUGUCAAGAUAUGCUAUUAAAUAUUAUAAGAGAACAAAAUUGUAUGUAGAGGGAGAGGACUGCAUGGUUAAUUAAAACUGAAAAAUGUUGAGUCCUUUAUAAGACUUUAAGAGUUUUUAACUUGCCAUCCUAUAUUUUGAAUUUAUAUGACACAAAGACUGUUUACUAGACUUAAUUGACCUUAAACUGCAUCCCUAGCCUCCUUUUCUCAGAGACUCUGAGGGCCACAGGACCUGGGAGACAUGACUAAGUUUACAGCCAUUUUAGAAGAUAUCCUUCAUGGAAAUUCUUUUUGUUAAUUCUUUUCCAUGGUACCACAUAAACUGUAAUAAAUCUCAAAGUUUAGUGAGAUACUAGUAAGAAAACAUUUGCUGUUCAGAGCUAUACGUAAAGUAUAGAGAUUCUUUUCCACCUAUGGUGUGUAAAAUCAGUAUUUGUGUUGAGUUUUGCAAGUUUUUUAAAGAUAAAAUAAUGUGCAGAUAAAGUAGUGAUAUAUUGAUACUAUGUUUUAAUAAUGGUUUUGUAUGGCACUUUAUAGUUUUCAGACUGCUAUCAUAGGCCCUGUUAGGUGAUCAGGUGUUAAGUAUUACCACAUGAAGCACUGGAGACUCAGAAAGUUUUUGUUUUCUCCCUUAAGUUUGUACCACAAAUUAAUGGAGCCAGAAUUCAGUUGCAGGAUUUCUGACUCCAAGUCCAGGAUUCUGGAUUCCAUACCUGGUUUCCUAUUUUUCUUCCAGCUUUUUAUUUUACUAUGAAAGAUGUGGAAACAAAUCUUAAAGUGACAUCUUUUUGUUUAUUAUCAAAUAAUCCUUUUUUUUUUUAUUGUGGUGACCCAGAAAAUGAAAAUUUUAUUAUGGCUAUCCCAAAGAAAUCCCUUCUUUGUAGUGCUGUUUGUUUAGGUGACUAGAGUGCAUUUCCUUAUUUGAUUUUUAAACCACAAGAUUGGAUACAUAGUUGUAAUUGCUUAUAUAACUUUUCUUUUUUAAAAUAUAUCAUCUUUGCAGUCUCAGGCAAAGUAGAGAUGUUUGAAAGUAAAAAAUAAUACAUAUUCUUUAUUCUCACACAAAUGCUUCUUAGCUUUAACUUGCUUUGAUAACCUACUGACAACUUCUUUGUAAAUGUAAAGUAUUUAUAUUUUGAAAUAAAAUUACUAGUGAUG